Arabidopsis arenosa is the source of this 3817-nucleotide messenger RNA. The record is from the annotation of a GenBank genome assembly. NCBI's taxonomy places the organism in Eukaryota, Viridiplantae, Streptophyta, Magnoliopsida, Brassicales, Brassicaceae.
GCGGGGUUAGUCCUUCAUUAUCAAGGAGACGACCCCAAGUCAAACACUGAGUGCAAACGAGGAUUAUUAAAUAGCCAGAACUUGGAUAGCUUUCUCUAACACCAAGAGAGAAAGAGAAGAGAGAGUGAGAGAGUAAGUAAGGAUGGGUUUUGCAGAGAAGAAUUCUUAUGAUAUUCGUUUUCUUUUGUUCAUAUCCAUAAUUUUGAGCUGUUCUAUUUCAGCUUCUGCAACUAUCGCAGAAGCAAAUGCUCUUCUGAAAUGGAAAUCCACUUUCACGAACCAGAGUCACUCAUCAAAGCUGUCUUCAUGGGUCAAUGAUGCUAACACCAAUACUAGCUUUUCCUGCACCAGUUGGUAUGGUGUUUCCUGCAACUCACGAGGGAGUCUCGAAAAGUUAAACCUCACUGACAACGCUAUAGAAGGUACUUUCCAAGAUUUCCCCUUCUCUUCUCUCCCAAACCUUGCUUACAUUGAUUUUAGCAUGAACCGUUUCUCUGGAACCAUCCCUCCUCAAUUCGGAAACCUCUCUAAACUCAUCUACUUUGACCUCUCCACAAACCACUUAACUAGAGAAAUCCCACCUGAGCUUGGCAAUUUGCAAAACCUCAAAACCCUCUAUCUUUCUAAUAACAAACUUGCCGGUUCAAUUCCUUCUUCCUUAGGGAAACUCAAGAACUUGACGGUUCUUUAUCUUCAUCACAAUUAUCUAACUCGUGUCAUUCCCCCGGAACUAGGCAACAUGGAAUCCAUGACAGAUUUAUCGUUAGAUAACAACAAACUUACCGGUUCAAUUCCUUCUUCCUUAGGAAAUCUCAAGAACUUGACGGUUCUUUAUCUUCACCAGAAUUACCUAACUGGUGACAUUCCCCCAGAACUAGGCAAUAUGGAAUCCAUGACAGAUUUAGCAUUAAGUGAGAACAAACUUACCGGUUCAAUUCCUUCUUCCUUAGGAAAUCUCAAGAACUUGACGGAUGUUUAUCUUUACCAGAAUUAUCUAACUGGUGUCAUUCCCCCAGAACUAGGAAACAUGGAAUCCAUGACAAAAUUAGAGUUACGUAACAACAAACUUGCCGGUUCAAUUCCUUCUUCCUUAGGAAAUCUCAAGAACUUGACGGUUCUUUAUCUUGACCAGAAUUAUCUAACUGGUGACAUUCCCCUAGAACUAGGCAACAUAGAAUCCAUGACAGAUUUAGCUUUAAGUCAAAACAAACUUACCGGAUCAAUUCCUUCUUCCUUAGGAAAUCUCAAGAAUUUGACGGUUCUUUAUCUUCACCAGAAUUAUCUAACUGGUGUCAUUCCCCCGGAACUAGGUAACAUGGAAUCUAUGACAGAUUUAUCGUUAAGUCAGAACAAACUUACCAGUUCAAUUCCUUCUUCCUUAGGAAAUCUCAAGAACUUGAUAGUUCUCUAUCUUUACCAGAAUUAUCUAACUGGUGUCAUUCCCCCGGAACUAGGCAAGAUGGAAUCCAUGAUCAGUUUAGAUUUAAGUAAGAACAAACUUACCGGUUCAAUCCCUUCUUCCAUAGGAAAUCUCAAGAACUUGACGGUUCUUUAUCUUUACCAGAAUAAUCUAACUGGUGACAUUCCCCCAGAACUAGGCAACAUGGAAUCCAUGACAGAUUUAGAAUUAAGUCAGAACAAACUUACUGGAUCAAUUCCUUCUUCCUUAGGAAAUCUCAAGGACUUAACGGUUCUUUAUCUUGACCAGAAUUAUCUAACUGGUGUCAUUCCCCCCGAACUAGGCAACAUGGAAUCCAUGAUCAGUUUAGAUUUAAGUGAAAACAAACUUACUGGUUCAAUUCCUGAUUCCUUUUGUAACUUUACCAAGCUGGGAUCGUUGUUCCUCCGUGAUAACCAGCUCUCUGGUCAGAUUCCAUUGGGAGUUACAAACUCCUCAGAGCUAACUGCUUUUAUAAUCGACAGAAACAACUUCAAUGGUUUCUUGCCUGAAACCCUUUGCAAAGGUGGCAAGCUUCAAAUUAUCACUUUAGAUGAUAAUCACCUCGAAGGUCCUAUCCCAAAAAGCUUGAGAGAUUGUGAGAGCUUGAUCAGAGCAAGAUUCAUAGGGAACAGAUUCAUUGGAGAUAUUUCUGAAGCUUUUGGGGUUUACCCAGAUCUCAAUUUCAUUGAUCUCAGCCGCAAUAAAUUCCACGAUCUAUCUACCAACAACCUCUCUGGUGAAAUUCCAGAAGCAAUUGGAAAUCUCACGAAUUUGUCGAGGCUACGACUUAAUGGGAAUCAGUUAUCUGGAAGAGUUCCUGCAGGAAUAAGUUUCUUAACCAAUCUUGAGUCUCUUGACUUAUCCUCAAACAGAUUCAGCUCCCAGAUCGCACAAACCUUCGACUCCUUUUUAAAGCUUCAUGACAUGAACCUGAGCAGAAACAAUUUCGAUGGACGCAUUCCCCAGCUAACAAAGCUGCCACAGUUAAAUCAUCUUGAUCUCAGCCACAACGAGCUCAACGGGGAAAUCCCAUCACAGCUUAGCUCCUUGCAGAGCCUAGAGAAGCUUGACCUCUCACACAACAAUCUCUCCGGUCUCAUUCCAACAAGUUUCGAGGGCAUGAAAGCGCUGACAUACAUCGAUAUAUCAAACAAUAAACUCAAGGGACGGCUUCCAGACAAUCCAGCGUUUCGAAACGCAACAUCAGAUGCAUUGGAGGGAAACAGAGGCUUAUGCAGUAAUAUUCUUAAACAAAGGUUGAAUUCAUGCCCUAUCACUUCCGGUGGGUUCCAAAAGCCGAAGAAGAAUGGCAACCUUCUUGUGUGGAUAUUAGUGCCAAUCCUAGGAGCACUCGUCAUUCUCUCUAUAUGUGCAGGCGCAUUUACCUACUACCUUCGGAAACGAAAACCACACAAUGGAAGAAACACAGAUUCUGAAACUGGAGAGAAUAUGUCCAUAUUCAGCGUUGAUGGCAAAUUCAAAUACCAAGACAUCAUCGACUCCACAAACGAAUUCGAUCAAAGAUACCUCAUCGGAAUCGGAGGAUACAGCAAAGUCUACAAAGCAAACCUCCCAAACGCGAUCGUAGCCGUGAAAAGGCUACAUGAUACAAUAGACGAAGAGAUAUCAAAGCCAUUGGUGAAGCAAGAGUUCCUAAACGAAGUAAGAGCCUUAACAGAGAUCCGUCACCGCAACGUGGUAAAGCUCUUCGGCUUCUGCUCUCACCGCCGCCACACUUUUCUGAUCUACGAGUACAUGGAAAAAGGAAGUUUAAACAAACUCUUAGCCAACGAAGAAGAAGCUAAGCGACUCACUUGGACCAAGAGAAUCAACAUAGUGAAAGGUUUGGCUCACGCGUUAUCGUAUAUGCACCAUGACCGAUCAACACCGAUCGUCCACCGUGAUAUUAGCAGCGGCAACAUCCUUCUCGAUAAUGAUUACACAGCUAAGAUCUCCGAUUUUGGCACAGCGAAGCUUCUCAAGACGGAUUCGUCAAACUGGUCCGCCGUUGCUGGAACCUACGGCUACGUCGCUCCAGAGUUUGCUUACACGAUGAAGGUGACGGAGAAAUGCGAUGUGUAUAGCUUCGGAGUUCUGAUACUCGAAGUUAUAAAGGGGAAACAUCCGGGAGAUUUGGUUUCGAGUUUGUCUUCGUCUCCGGGAGAAACUCUGUCGCUGAGAAGCAUUUCCGAUGAACGUAUACUAGAACCACGGGGAGUGAAUAGAGAGAAGCUCAUGAAGAUGGUGGAAGUGGCGUUAUCGUGUCUACAAGCAGAUCCGCAAUCUCGGCCAACGAUGUUAUCAAUCUCCACAUCAUUUUCUUAGAAUCAUCUUCAUCAAUUUCUUCGACGAGGUAAAGAAAAAAACAAACUUGUA